Fragaria vesca subsp. vesca is the source of this 2661-nucleotide messenger RNA. Its product is annotated as tetratricopeptide repeat protein 7B-like. The record is from RefSeq and is a predicted model, not a curated record. Lineage: Eukaryota; Viridiplantae; Streptophyta; Magnoliopsida; Rosales; Rosaceae. The coding region runs from base 199 to 2394 and encodes 731 amino acids. The transcript is spliced from 6 exons. Gene Ontology annotation, molecular function: protein binding.
GAAGAAGAAGAAGAAGAAAAAAAAGACAGGAGCUUUGGAUUCGUGGGUGAACAGGAGGAGAAGUUUUCAGCUGACCCUUUUGUUUUGUUUUUCUUUUGGAUGAUGAAAUUGGAGAGAGAUGCAUGGGGAAGUUGGUGCUUUGUGGGCUCUGUCAUUGCUUCCUUUUACCAACCAAAAGUUCAACUGGAAUGAUCCGGUAUGAAAGCUAAGAAGUGGAUGAAUAAAAGAAGAUUCAGCAUCAGAGGACGGUUGCAAAAGAUGCUGAAGUGUAUGCGUUCGGGUGAGCAAUUCAGGGUAGAAGAUGUAGCUCAUUCAUCGGACUCCCUGGCUACUAGAGACUAUUCAGCUAGCGGGUACUCAUCUCGAACAGGCGAGGUAGAAGCAAAGGUGGAUAAUAGCAAUAUUGAAGAAGCAGAGUCCUCUCUGCGUGAAAGUGGUUAUCUGAACUACGAGGAAGCAAGAGCUCUAUUAGGAAGGCUCGAGUAUCAAAAAGGUAACACACAAGCUGCUCUUCAAGUAUUUGAAGGAAUAGACAUUGGUGCUGUGAUUCCCAAGAUAAAAGUCUCCAUUUCUAGAAGAUGUGAGUCCAACAGACGUCGUUCUCAAAGUGAUGCUGUUCCACCCAUGUCUAUGCAUGCUGUUAGUUUGCUCCUUGAAGCUGUUUUGCUUAAAGCGAAAUCAUUACAGGGUCUUGGAAGGUUUGGAGAAGCUGCUCAAUCAUGCAAAAUUAUUCUGGACACUGUUGAAACUGCAUUACCAGAAGGCUUGCCUUUAAAUUUUGCUUCUGAUUGUAAAUUACAAGAGACUGUUGGUAAAGCUGUUGAGUUACUUCCAGAGUUGUGGAUACUUGCUGGGGAUCCCCAAGAAGCUAUCUUGUCGUACCGGCAAGCUCUCCUCUACCAAUGGAGUCUUGAUAUUGAAUCUACUUCAAAGAUAGAAAAAGAGUUUGCAGUUUUUCUACUGUACAGUGGUUGUGAUGCAAGCCCUCCGAAUCUCCGUUCACAGAUGGAAAGCUCCUUUGUGCCAAGAAACAAUAUAGAAGAGGCUGUUCUGCUGCUGCUGAUUCUAUUAAGGAAAUUCGUUGUUGGAAGGAUUGGAUGGGAUCCAUCUAUCGUUGAGCAUCUUUCCUUUGCCUUGUCUAUUUCAGGGAAAUUAAGUGCUCUGGCCCAUCAUAUUGAAGAAUUGAUUCCCGGUAUUAUGGGAAGAAAAGAAAGAUACUUCACUCUGGCUCUGUGUUACUAUGGGGAAGGUGAGAACUCGGUUGCUUUGAAUCUUUUAAGGAAUAUUUUAAAUGAUCGCGAGAGCACAGACUGCAUUCUGGAAUUAUUACUUGCCUCCAAGAUUUGCAGCGAAAAUUUGGUUUGCAUUGAGGAUGGAAUAAAAUUUGCGUGUAAAGCACUUUCAGGGUUGGAUGGAAAAUGCUACCCACUGCUAAGUAUUGCAAAUUGCUUGCUGGGUGUUUCCCUGUCGGUUAAAUCCAGAUCAGUUUCUUCUGAUUCUGAAAGGAUUUUGAAGCAGUCUGAAGCAUUACAAGCUCUAGAAACUGCUGAGACAAUCAUGAGAGAAAGGAAUCCAUAUAUUGUUUUUCAUCUUUGUCUAGAACAUGCUGAGCAAAGGAAGUUGGAUGUUGCACUUUCUUAUGCAAAGGAGCUAUUAAAACUUGAGGCCGGGUCUAGUAUAAAAGCAUAUACUCUUUUGGCACGAAUAUUGUCAGCUCAAAAAAGAUUCAUUGAUGCUGAGACUGUAAUCAAUGCUGCUCUCGAUCAGACGGGGAAGUGGGAUCAAGGAGAACUGUUGCGAACUAAAGCAAAACUUCAGAUUGCGCAGGGCCAGCUGAAAAAUGCCAUAGAUACAUAUACUCACCUUCUUGCUGUUCUUCAAGUUCGGAGUAAAAACUUUGGUGUUGAGAAGAGGCUUCUUAAGAGUAGGAGAAACCAUAACAGAAGCUUGGAAAUGGAGACAUGGCAUGAUUUAGCUAAUUUAUACACAAAUUUGUCACAAUGGCGGGAUGCUGAGGUCUGUCUUUCAAAAUCCCAGGCUAUCAAUCCUCAUUCUGCUUCCAGAUGGCACUGUACAGGUUUACUCUAUGAAGCCAAGGGUCUUCACCAAGAAGCUUUGAAAUCAUUCAGGAAAGCUUUAGAUGUUGAACCCACCCAUGUCCCAAGCUUGAUAUCCACUGCAUGUAUUCUCAGAAAAUUUGGUGGACAAUCAUUCCCGGUUGUCAGAAGCUUUCUCAUGGAUGCGCUACGACUUGACAGAUCAAACCCUUCCGCCUGGUACAAUCUUGGGCUGCUCUACAAAGCUGAUCCACGGUCAUCGCCAUUAGAAACUGCCGAGUGCUUCGAGGCAGCAGCUUAUCUAGAAGAACAUGCACCUAUUGAAUCCUUCAGAUGAACAUCUCUACUUGCACACCUUCUCAACGAUGUAUGAUAGUCGACUAAGAACUCUAUUAUAGUUUUUGGAACUGAUAUUUUUUGAUGAUACGGACAGUCGAACAUAGAAUACGAAAAAUGUUAUAGUUAUAGUGUUCAAUUGGCUUCACUCCAAAUUAUAUUGAGCUCUAUUACAUUGGGCUACCUCACGAGCUUAUGAUAUCGCCUUAGUUUUGUAUUUGUAAGUUUUGUUAUUUUAAUCUCUGGAGAGUAUGAUCUUGAUUCACCU